Molecule: messenger RNA, 1213 nt
Organism: Lytechinus variegatus (green sea urchin)
Lineage: Eukaryota; Metazoa; Echinodermata; Echinoidea; Temnopleuroida; Toxopneustidae
Product: muscarinic acetylcholine receptor M2-like
Exons: 2
Coding region: 1-1194 (397 amino acids)
Biological process (GO): adenylate cyclase-activating adrenergic receptor signaling pathway
Cellular component (GO): membrane
Molecular function (GO): dopamine neurotransmitter receptor activity, coupled via Gi/Go; G protein-coupled receptor activity
Source: RefSeq, a predicted model, not a curated record
AUGGCAAACUUUUCAGAAAGCCCAAAUACGUAUACCCCUUUCUUUGAUAAUGUUAGCGAUGACGUUUACGCGACCACGACCGACCUCGUUGAUGUCGGUGACGGCGGGACGACGCGUUACAAGUCGAUUAACAAUCUCCAGGGACUGAUCCUCGGAACGAGCCUCGUCAUCCUUAUCAUCUUCACCAAUCUCCUCAGCCUCGGGGCCUUCGCCGUCGAGAAGCGACUUCGCACCUACAACAACUACUUCAUCAUCAACCUCGCCAUCGCCGACCUCAUCGUCGGGAUCAUCCAAAUCGUCGGCGUCAUCCACACGUUCUUGGGUUACUUCCCGGGAGGCGGGGACUUCUGCAAGGUCUACCUCGGCCUGCGGAACGCGAUGUUCUCCGUAUCCGUGGUCGGCGUCGUCGUCAUCUGCAUCGAUCGCCACAAAGCGACCUACGACCCGAUCAACCACUACAUGACUCGAAGCAAGCGCAAGGCUGUUAUCCUCAACGUCCUCACCUGGGUGAUUUCGUUCGGAUUCUGGAUGUCGUUCGCGACGGUCUGGGACUUCGUCGUCGAUGCCAACUCCGGGAAGAGUUGCCUGGCGUCGUUCUCGAGGUACCCCGCUGCCAACAUGUUCCAGACGUGUCUGACCUUCUUCCUACCGCUGGUCGUCAUCUCCGUCCUCUAUCUCCGCAUCUACGUCAAGAUCAAGGAGACCGUUGGGGGUAAGAGUGUCAAUAAGCAUUUCAAGGAGGUCGGUGGCGACGGGCUGUCGAAGUCGACGAGCCAGACGACGGUUUGCAGUGACCUGCCGUCGGGUGGGACGAUGGAGAUGAAGGGAUCGAGUGCUGAUGUGAAGGUCAAUGAGGGGAAUGGUGGCAAAGCUGGAAAGGAUGAUGCCAAUGGUAACCGGACUACGACGGCUAACCGGGAAUCCGCCAACGAGAUGCAGAAGGCGACCCGAACCUUAUCCUACAUCGUUUUCUCCUUCGCCAUCGCUUGGUUUCCCAACUCCAUCAUCUACUUCCUCUACUCCAUCGAGCCCGAGUUGAUCGCCUACAAGAACCUGCCGAGGGAUGCGAAACAGUUCUUCGUCUGGCUUCGGUUCGCAAAUAGUUUUCUGAAUCCGAUCUGCUAUUUGGUAUCGCAGCCGCUCUUUCGGAAGACGGUCGUCAACAUGCUUUGCCGUCCCCGCCGUUAUUGCUAAAAAAAAAAACGCAUUUCCU